This is a messenger RNA of Lolium perenne, 1333 nucleotides long. RefSeq lists its product as uncharacterized. The record is from RefSeq and is a predicted model, not a curated record. Gene Ontology annotation, cellular component: cytosol. NCBI's taxonomy places the organism in Eukaryota, Viridiplantae, Streptophyta, Magnoliopsida, Poales, Poaceae. Gene Ontology annotation, biological process: chloroplast accumulation movement; chloroplast avoidance movement.
AAACCCUCCAUUACCAUCAUCUCCGGCCGCGUAUGGUACACUAGCUAGCACAAGCAUACAACAACAGCAACGUCGUAACCUCUUCUUCCCUAACCAUAUCCCCACUCCCAUCCUCCGAUCCUGUUGCCGUUUUGUCUUGUCUUGAUUAGUAGCUGCAUCCAGAUACAUAUUUAUACAUCCACACCUGUGCAUGCUUUCCUGAGCUAAUCGACGAUCACUGAAGAUUGAUCGGACGAGCAGAGGCCAGAGGCUGAGCUCGUCGAUCAAUGGAUGUCGACGGCGGUGUGGUGGCAGCGGGUCGGGCGGAGAUCGACACGAGGGCGCCGUUCAAGUCGGUGAAGGAGGCCGUCGCGCUCUUCGGCGAGAAGGUUCUGGCCGGGGAGCUCCUCCACGGCGGCCGGGGAAUCAACACCGAGCAUCGAGUGACACCAGCGCCAAGACCUCCUGUUAACCGCCAACACGCCGCUGCUGUGACUGUCAAUGUCGCGGCGGCACCACCACCCCCGCGUCACGUACAGGUACCGACGACGAGGGAGCUGAACGACGCGAAGGACGAGCUGGAGAAGGAGCGGGAGGAGAAGCACAAGAUGGCAGGCUGCAUCCUGUCUCUCCAGGAAGAGCUGAGCAACGCCAUGAGAGAGCUGAAGAAGCUCAAGGCUCGUGACGAGGAGGCUCAGGCCAAGGUCAUUGACCUGCAGGUGGAGGACCUCAAGUUCAUGGAGAUCAACAAUCAACAGAAGCAGCAGCACCGGAACCAGAGCCUGCCAACAAGCAGUGUCAACGUCAACAUGGCCGCGAAACACGCCGCCGAGUUCCAGAAGAAGCGGUACGUCACCUUCGCCGACCCGCCGACGGCCGCAUACGACCGGGCGCCCUCGCCGCCCCGAGCUCUGCCGGACGUGGUGCUGGAGCUGCAUCAUCAGCCGCAGUACGUGCCGUCGGGCCGGCCGCAGUACCGCGAGGUGCGGUUCCAGAGGCAGGUGUCGGCCGGGCACGAGACGGUGAAGAAGGUGAUGGCAGCCGCGGCGGAGGAGGAAGGGAGGAAAAAGAAGAAGAAGCCGCUGAUCCCUCUGGUGGGCGCUCUCUUCAUGAGGAAGAAGAAGAGCUCCUCGGGCGGUCACCACGACGACGGCUCGUCGGCGGUCAAGCCGCGCCCGUCGUUUUGAGCCCAUCCGCUGAGAUGCAUACAUGAGCUCCUUACUGGCCGUUGGAUCUUCGAGAAUAUAUAUACGAUGCACCUGUAUAGGUUGAUAGUCAUUAAUAAACGUGUAUAACAGGCAACACCUGCAUGUAUAUUUUUGUGCAUCAGUUCAAGAAAAAGGACAUGGAAUCA